AAUAAAACAAUCAUAGGACUGCCAUGUACUGAGACUAGAAACAAGUCUCUUUUGUUGGGUAGUUGUUGUCUGUGCAUCCCAAUUUUGAAUCCUUCUCUCCAUACUCCCUCCACAACCCCAACAAAUUUCCAUUCACAUUCACCUUCCCUUUCUCUUCCUAUAUAAUAUUCCAAACUCUUCUCUUCCUUCUCCCUCUCUUUCUCUUUCUCUUUCUCCUUCACUCUCUCUGUUAGUUUUCGCUGCCACACCAACUUAAUCACCGGUUUCGUAGGGAGAAAUGGAGGUUAGUUCAAGAGGAUCAAAAACGACAGAGGUUCUUGUUUCAAGAAAAUGGAAAGGGAGAGAUCAGCAGACCAGUCCUGAGAGAACCAAAGUCUGGACUGAACCUAACAAGAACAAAGCCACUGGUAGCAGUAGCGAGAGAAAAGUCCCUGUUAUUUACUAUCUGUCUAGAAACGGCCAGCUUGAGCACCCUCAUUUCAUGGACGUUCCUCUCUCCUCUCCUGAAGGUCUCUAUCUCAGAGAUGUAAUCAACCGCUUAAACGUCCUCCGAGGCAAAGGCAUGGCUAGAUUGUACUCCUGGUCCUGCAAACGGAGCUACAAAAACGGCUUCGUCUGGCACGACUUGUCAGAGAACGACUUUAUUUACCCGGCUCACGGUCAAGAAUACGUUCUCAAAGGAUCAGAGCUUCUCGAUCCUUCUUCAAUACACUCCAACCCUCCCGAAACAGCAUCGUCGUCCUCGUUUCGAGCGCUGAAGUCAGCAGACGAGUCGUCAGAUUUUCCCGCGAUUAAUCGUAGGAGAAACCAAUCUUGGAGUUCUAUUGAUUUAAAUGAGUAUAAAGUUUAUAAGACUGAGCCGAACUCCGAGUCGUUCCGGAGACUCGCUGCUGACGCGUCGACUCAGACGGAUGAUAAAAGACGGCGAAGACGACCAGUCGAAGUUGAAGUGGAGGACAAAAGUCAAAGUCAAAGUCAAGAAUCGUAUGAGAACCAAAGCACGGAGCUCAGCAGGGAAGAAAUUUCACCUCCGCCGUCCGAUUCAAGUCCCGAAACCUUAGAGUCUUUGAUGAAAGCUGAUGGGCGGCUGAUAUUGUGUUCCGGUAACAGCAAUGACGAUAACUUGAACCGAACGGGGGAUAAUUAUCCAAGUGGAAGAAUGAAGGCAUCAACGGUUCUGAUGCAGUUGAUAUCCUGUGGUGCGAUCUCUUUUAAGGACUGUGGACCCAGCCAUGUAAAAGAUGAGGGGUUCUCAUUGAUUGGGCAUUACAAGGGAAGGCUACCACGUGGAACAGGGGAUAAAAAGGAGACGGGAACAGAGAAGGAAAUAUGCAAUUUUCCGAGGGUAAGAUUGGAAGAUAAAGAGUACUUUAGUGGGAGCUUGAUCGAGACUAACAAGAAAGAGGACGUCCCUCCAGCUUUGAAAAGAUCUAAUUCUUACAACGCAGAUCGCAGAAGCUCGCAGUUGCAAUUGGAAGAGAAAGAGAUAGAGGGAGUACGUGCAAAAUGCAUACCAAGAAAGCCAAAAGGACUGCCAACCAAAAGAGAAACCACCAUUGACGGCUUUGGAGCAAGCUGUAGUAAUACUCAACAACUCAAAAUGGGAACAAAAGACUGCAAAUCUAACAGUUAACCCAUGUCAAUUAAACCUAGUUAUGUGAAAUGUAAAUGAAAAAAAAAAAAA
Messenger RNA from Pistacia vera, 1684 nucleotides. RefSeq names its product protein UPSTREAM OF FLC. Lineage: Eukaryota; Viridiplantae; Streptophyta; Magnoliopsida; Sapindales; Anacardiaceae. Bases 278 to 1633 code for a protein of 451 amino acids. The record is from RefSeq and is a predicted model, not a curated record. The transcript is spliced from 4 exons.